AUAUUUGCAUGGUGACGUAGGUGAUGUGCUCCCUUCCUGGGGUUGAUACAUGGCGGAAGGUGAAAGUUGCUAUAGUUUGGACAAAAUUUGUGUUGUUAUUCUCCAAACUCGGGCGGGCUGCGAACCCCUGUCCAAUGCGGCAUCGUCUGUGAUCCUCUGACGUUCUCCCUGACAGGAAAAGCGAGGGAAAGAGCUGUUUAUCUGGCGAGUUUUCGCUCAACAUAAUUUCUGGCGCAGCCCGACCUAACCGAACUCUCGGGGGUCACGUUUGUGAUACUUGUGUGAGACGACAAAGUUUCACAGGAGUUGUACUCCAUGAUGACGGAGAAAGAGGAGGUUGUCGUAGCCAAGUACAACUACGAGGCACAGCAGGACCAGGAGCUGGACAUCAAGAAGAAUGAGCGCCUCACGCUAUUGGACGACACCCGCUCGUGGUGGCGCGUCCAGAACGCCAAGAACCAGGUCGGCUACGUGCCGUCGAACUACGUCAAACGGGAGAACAGUAAAAAGGGGAAAUCCAUCAAGGGUAUAUUUGGGAUAAAGAACAAGGUGCAGCGUAACCCGAGUGAUAGAUCGGGGAAACAGGAGGCGGAACCGUCGGUGAGAGGCCGCGAUUCUCCGUCCGAGUCGCAUCAACUCAACAUCAUGGCCACGGUUAAGUUCAACUACACGGCCGCGAGGGAUGACGAGAUUUCGCUGGAGAAGGGGGGGAAAGUUACGGUCAUGGAAAAGUCGAGCGACGGGUGGUGGCGCGGCGAGUAUAAUGGGACGGUCGGUUGGUUCCCGUCCAACUAUGUGGUGGAAGACGCGGAGGACAGUGGGGACGGGGUGAAGUCGACGGGGACUGUGAAAGGCGGGCCGAACGCGGCAGUUACGAACGGCGCCGGCCCCGUUAUCUGUGUAGUCAGAACUUUGUAUCCCUUCACGUCGCGAAACGAGGAGGAACUAAACUUCGAAAAGGGGGAGUUCUUGGACAUUAUCGAGAAGCCGGAGGACGACCCCGAGUGGUGGAAAGCGCGAAACCAGCAGGGCGAGACCGGACUGGUACCGAAAAACUACGUACAGGUGGACCCCGGCGCACAGCCGGUUAGCUUUGACGCAGUAACGGGGAUUACCACCCAGCUCUCCACGACUUCUCUGAAUUCCGCCGUGCCGUCGCCAGCACGCCACCCGCCAUUCCCCGACAAAGACUGGUACUACGGGAAAAUAACACGCACCCAGGCCGACCAGUGGCUGAACCAGCACGGCGGGGACGGAGAUUUCCUGGUGCGAGACAGCGAGUCCAACGAGGGAGACUAUUCCAUUUCUCUGAAGGCGCCCAACAGAAACAAACACUUCCGCGUGCAGAAGAUCGACAGCGGCGGGCUGAAGAUCGGACAGCGGACGUUCAUGACCAUGGACGAGCUGAUCGAGCACUACAAGCGGGCGCCGAUCUUUAACAGCCAGAGUGGCGAGGAGAAACUGUACCUGGUCAGACCCUUCCUCCCCCAGGGGUCCUGAUGUGGUACGGUCCGUCUCCCAGCCCAGAUUUGUACCUCAUCUGAACACCACCUGCACCAAACAUGCUAAACUUACAAUAAACAAUCUCUACCUUUCACCCCUUGUAGACAGUGGUUACUUCCAGUCACCUCCAUUUGUCUUAUGUUUCCUUUGGAAUUCACCACUUUCAUUUCGGGGGUUAUAGCAUCUUGACAUAUAAUGAAAAGCAUAUAGAAAUUUGCAUCAUUGAGCCUUGGUUUAGCCAUGAAAUAAGAUUUUGAUGUAUAUAAAAAUAUAUUGAUGUAUUCGGUAGAAUUACCAUAAAGUACAUAUUUCUGUAAGGCAUGUAGGGCAGAAUGUAAUUGUGCCCUUGGGGCAAAACCUGCAAUGUCCAUUCACGGAUGACAUCUCAAAAACUUUCAAAUCUUGUGUUCGAAAAAACUGCAAACAGGCAAAAUUCUGAUGCAACGUUGACCAAACUUCCAACAAAAACUAGGUUUCACACAGACGCAGUACGUCUAGAUAUCAGUAUGUUUUGACGUGCUGAUAUCUUGUCACGUACAGAUACUUGUCCACUUCUCUUGACUCUUUUCAGUCUAGUGGUAGGCUUGGGAUUCAGUAGGGUUCUCAGUAAACACUGAUGUCUUGUAGGGGUUGCAUUUGUGUAAGCAUCAUUUCAGCUGUUGCCUGUCUCAGAAACACCCAGACAGACGAUUUAGACCCCUUUCCACUAAACAGUGUUUCCUGAGUGACUGUACAUGUACUGCAACCAAAAUGUGUGGGACCCUUGAUUUCAUAAUAAUUAUUGAAAUAUGAUACAAUAAGUAUCACAACAGAACACACAAAACGUUUGAAAAAUUUCUUCUCCAUCUAUCAAAACCUUUUCAUCAUUGUGUAUAAUAUUACUACAUUCAUUCAGCUUCUAGCAGUCUAGAAAUAAUGACAUUAAAACAUUGCUGCGACGCCCAUUAUACCUAUACAGUGUUCUAGCCAGUGUCUGUCUUGACUAAGUUUCCGUCAUUUGAUGGAAUUUUGUCAUCAUGACGGACAAAAAUUUUGCCAAAUCUUU
Messenger RNA from Branchiostoma belcheri (Belcher's lancelet), 2548 nucleotides. RefSeq names its product cytoplasmic protein NCK2-like. Gene Ontology annotation, molecular function: protein binding. The record is from RefSeq and is a predicted model, not a curated record. Lineage: Eukaryota; Metazoa; Chordata; Leptocardii; Amphioxiformes; Branchiostomatidae. The transcript has 3 exons. Bases 316 to 1500 code for a protein of 394 amino acids.